Molecule: messenger RNA, 477 nt
Organism: Penicillium canescens
Lineage: Eukaryota; Fungi; Ascomycota; Eurotiomycetes; Eurotiales; Aspergillaceae
Exons: 3
Coding region: 1-477 (158 amino acids)
Source: RefSeq, a predicted model, not a curated record
AUGACACUCACAAGCAACGAGAAACGUGCUCUGUCUAGGCAGCAAUGCCGGGAAGCUCUGGCAGCUCAUAUUCAUGAGCGAUUAGGUCUAACUGUCGCACCGAGUCGGGUCCGAUUACAGCCCUCUAUAGCAGACGGCUACGCAUGGUCGGUCUCGGAUUCUCAAAAACAUCUAUUAAGAACAAAUUUAAGCAAUAGGACGGUUAGCUUCUAUCAGGACAUACGUGAUGCACUUAGGUGUUCGAUAGAAGCCGUUAGUCCGCAGACAUUGCGAGAUUUUGACGCAGGCUCUGAGAUAAGCGCCGAGAUUAAGCGCCCGUCCCCACCGAAGCUUUCAAAGCCACCCGAGACAGAUUCUAGGGGUGGCUCUUUCACAGUCACUAUUCAACGACUGGAAAUCGCAAAUAAGGAACUUGCAGCCGAACUUAUACGUGCUAAAGCCUACUCGGAGGAUUUGCUCAAGGAAAAGCUGGAAUAG